AUGGCUACAAACAACGCUGUUGCUGAAGAAAUGGACCGACGUCUGAGGGCUAUCGAAGAUCUUGCAUUAGCACUUGGACAACAAAACGCCCAUCAGGCUAAUGCCGAGAAUACCAUUUUUAAGAGAGUGGCAUCUCAUCAUCCACCCACUUACAAAGGGACUAUCGAUCCAGUUGCUCUUGAAAAUUGGAUUCGCGACAUGGAAAAGUUGUAUGAAGUGACAAAUUGUCCCGAGAACAUGAAGAUUAGCAUUGGCUCAUUUUAUCUGAAAGAGGAGGCGGAUAGUUGGUGGUCCACGGUGAAGACAGGCUACAUAGCUGAAGAGGGAUUUAACUGGGAGAUUUUCAAGGAACGAGUCCGCAAUAGAUUCUACCCCGACGCAAUUAAGUGGCAGAAACAAGAAGAGUUUGCAAGGUUCAGGAUGGCAGGAAAGAUGACAGUGCAGGAGUACACUGACAAGUUCAUUGAGCUCUCGCGUUUUGCUUCAAAUCUUAUUCCUACGAGAGGGACAUGGCACACCUUCCAGGAAGCUUAUGAACGAGCUUUGAACAUUUUUGACAUCUUACAAACUGAAGAGGAAGUCAUGGAGAGGAACAAGAGAAAGCAAUUUGGCAGUGGUCCUCAGCAAGUUAGUGGUGAUAAGAAGCUUCGUUUUGAUGACAGGGGCAAUAAUUGGAGUGACAAACAACCACAUGGACAGAGGUAUGCUGACAGAGGUAAUUAUGGCGAGAAUCAACUCAAGAUCCAAGUUCAAGGAACAAAACCAUACUCUUGUAAAGGAUGCGGCAAGCAGGCACACCCUGGGAAGAGGUGCAAUGGAGAACUUAUAACUUGUUUUCAGUGUGGUGGCAAGGGGCACAAGGCUCACCAGUGUACUGCCAGGGGAUUCAAUCAGCAAUCAGGCUCUCAAGGAGGACAACCAAAACCAGAUGGAGGACGAAAUGGGAACAACAACCAAGGGGGUAGGAACAAUGACAAUCAGCCCCGCUACCAGCAGAACUUUCAAAAUGGAAAUGGAGGAAAUCGGCAACAUGCCACUAUUGGAAAUCCCAACAAUGGAGCUGGAGCAGAUCGAGCAACAGGUCAGAAUGCUGCUAUUAAUCAAACCAUAGGGAGUCAAGGAAGGAUCUAUGUCAUGAAUCACACUGAGGCUGCGGCAAACCCAGAUGUUAUUACAGGUACUUUCUUACUGCAGUCUGUACCUGCUUAUAUAUUGUUUGACACUGGUGCAUCGUUCUCCUUUAUUUCAUCCUCUUUUGUGGAGAAAACGAGAAUGGUACCAUCUUCUACCUUCUCAACCAAUAUUACUUUACCCUCUCGAGCUGUUGUCUCUUGCUCCAAUGUUUAUGAAAAUAUUCCGAUUAGUAUAGCUGGUUCUGAGCUACCAGCUGAUCUAGUCCAGUUUGACUUGGCGGAUUUCGAUGUUAUUUUGGGAAUGGAUUGGCUUAGCAAGUAUAGGGCUAAGCUAGAUUGUAGGGAGCAAAAGAUAUCUUUUAAGGGACCAAAGGGGAAGUACCUCUCUUAUAAAUGUGUUGUACCCAAACCUUCCAUUCAAAUAGUCUCUGCUAUGACUAUUAAGAGUUUACUUAUAAAGGGACACCCAGUUUAUUUGUGCAACGUACGCGACUUAACUCUCGAGGAGAAGAUUGAACAAAUACCCGUGGUCAAAGAGUAUGCAGAUGUUUUUCCCGAAGAGAUUCCUGGUAUGCCACCUAUUAGAGAAGUAGAGUUUGCUGUCGAUCUUAUGCCCGGUACUGCUCCGAUAUCAAAAGUGCCAUAUAGGAUGGCUCCGGCAGAAUUGAAGGAGUUAAAAACCCAACUUGAAGAACUGUUAAACAAGGGGUACAUAAGGCCGAGUGUUUCGCCGUGGGGAGCUCCAGUUUUGUUUGUGCGAAAGAAAGAUGGGAGUAUGAGGUUGUGUAUUGAUUAUAGGGAUCUGAACAUGGUGACCAUAAAGAACAAAUACCCAUUGCCAAGGAUUGAAGACUUGUUUGAUCAAUUGAAAGGAGCAGGUAUGUUCUCAAAGAUAGAUUUGAGGACUGGAUAUCAUCAAGUACGAAUCAAGGAAGACGACAUCCCAAAGACGGCCUAUCGUACCAGAUAUGGGCACUAUGAGUUUACGGUCAUGCCUUUUGGCUUAACGAAUGCUCCGGCAGCUUUUAUGGAUCAGAUGAAUAGAACCUUCAAGCAAUACUUAGAUCAAUUCGUGGUGGUCUUCAUAGAUGAUAUUUUGGUGUAUUCCAUGACGAGGGAAGAACAUGAGCAACAUCUGAGGAUUGUAUUGGAUAUUCUAAGAGAGAAUAAAUGGUAUGCAAAACUCUCAAAAUGUGAGUUUUGGCUGGAGAAGGUUGCCUUUUUGGGUCAUGUAAUAUCUCAAGAAGGAGUUUCUGUUGAUCCAGCGAAGAUUAAAGCUAUCACUGAAUGGCCUAGGCCUACAAAUAUUGCGGAAGUCAGGAGUUUCUCG
Molecule: messenger RNA, 2463 nt
Organism: Gastrolobium bilobum
Lineage: Eukaryota; Viridiplantae; Streptophyta; Magnoliopsida; Fabales; Fabaceae
Exons: 2
Biological process (GO): proteolysis
Molecular function (GO): aspartic-type endopeptidase activity; nucleic acid binding; zinc ion binding
Source: RefSeq, a predicted model, not a curated record